This is a messenger RNA of Papilio polytes (common Mormon), 1282 nucleotides long. RefSeq names its product putative nuclease HARBI1. Lineage: Eukaryota; Metazoa; Arthropoda; Insecta; Lepidoptera; Papilionidae. Bases 88 to 1149 code for a protein of 353 amino acids. The record is from RefSeq and is a predicted model, not a curated record. The transcript is spliced from 3 exons.
UUUAGUUGUGUACUGGCGAUAUCUCAUUUACUUUGUUAAUUUGUUUUUAGUGAAUUUGUAUCGUCGCAUGAUUAUUUUAAAGAGAAAAUGUCUGAUUUCGAACAAUACGUUGAGUACGUACAAUAUACUAAACGAUUUAGGAACGUAGGUGUAGGACCAAGACGCUAUUUACGUGAUUAUUCUGAUCCCUUUACAAAAUACUCUGUCGAGGAAUUCCAUACUCGAUAUAGGUUUACUCCUGAUGUUGUUAAAAGUGUUAUACUGCCUAUGCUGGAAUCUAUAAGAAAACCUUCAAAAAGAGGUUUACCUUUUCCUCCAGAAAUAAUGUUGCUGAUAACAUUACGAUAUUACGCUACAGGUAGCUUUCAGAAAAUGCAAAAAGAUGUCAUGAAUAUUUGCCAGCAGUCAGUAUCAAGAAUUAUCGCUCAAGUGUCCAAUUUAAUAGCAAGAAAAAUGAAAAAGUAUGUUAAAUUUCCAACUAAAACCGAAGAUCUCAAUUUGGUGAAGCAAAAGUUUUACGAAAUCAGUCAUUUCCCUGAAGUGAUUGGCUGUAUUGACUGUACACAUAUAAAAAUAAGAAGUCCUGGUGGGAACACUUCCGAAGUGUAUAGGAAUAGGAAAGGUUUUUUCUCUAUUAACAUCCAGAUAGUUGUUGGACCUAAUUUGGAGUUUUUCAAUCUAGUAGCCCGCUGGCCGGGUAGUACACAAGACAGUUUUAUAUACAAUAAUAGUUCAAUUAAACAGAGACUUGAUGCCAAUGAGUUAGAAGGGGUAAUUUUAGGUGACAGUGAGUUCAACACGAGUAGUACCCUGCUCACACCUUUUGUGUCCCCAAAUUCAAUACCCCAGGAACAAUAUAAUAAAAGUCAUAUGGAAACAUGUAAAACUGUUGAACAUUGUUUAGGUAUUUGGAAGGGUAGAUUUCCGUGUUUACAAGUGGGUAUGUGUAUCAAGGUGGAAACAGUUGUGGCUGUGAUCUGUGCAUGUGCAGCGUUGCACAAUAUAGCUGUAUCAGUGGGUGAUAUUACACCAACGAAUUGGGAAAUGGCUGAGAUUGACGAUGAUGUUGUGACAUGUAACGAAGACCCAGAUAGUGAAGGUUUUGUGGCGAGACAAUUAUUUGUAGAUAGAUAUUUCCAGAAUUAUUAAAAUAUAAAACUUAAGUAAUACUGCCUAACCAUGUUCAUUAAGUCUUAAGUAAUAAGUGUGUUGAAUGUUAUUUCCAGUACAUACGCUACAUUAAUUUUAUGAUAGAAUAUAUAUGUGCUUUGUUGAUAUCAUA